Molecule: messenger RNA, 1597 nt
Organism: Klebsormidium nitens
Lineage: Eukaryota; Viridiplantae; Streptophyta; Klebsormidiophyceae; Klebsormidiales; Klebsormidiaceae
Source: the annotation of a GenBank genome assembly
CACAAAGCCCAGGCCCAGGGCCAGGGCCAGGGCGCUCAGUCCAGCGCAGUGCAACUUGCAAGUUCAAGAAGUUGCUGGCGCAGGCAGUAAACCACAGCUCCGAGUCAGAGAAGGAGAGCUGUGACUCUGUGAGGGCAAGGCGGAGGAGAAGCUUUGGGUCUGGGUGCAAAAAGCAACCGACCUUUGCUGGUCACGGGGCGCUGCGAGCACCUCACCAUCUUGUGACUCCCAGCCGAAAUAUGCUGGCCCUUGGCUUCGAAGGCAGCGCCAACAAGAUUGGCAUUGGCGUCGUGCGGCUGGAUGGCCACAUCUUGUCCAACCCGAGGCGCACUUACAUCACGCCCAUCGGGCAGGGCUUCCUGCCAAAAGAAACGGCGGCCCACCACCAGAAGCACAUUCUCGAAAUUGUGAGAGAAGCCUUGGAACAAGCCAAUGUUACCCCAGAGCAGUUGGCAUGUCUGGCGUACACAAAAGGGCCAGGCAUGGGGGCUCCCCUGCAAACCGUCGCAAUUGUCGUGAGGGUUCUGUCGCAGCUUUGGGGUAAGCCGAUUGUCGCCGUGAACCACUGUGUGGCCCACAUUGAGAUGGGGAGAGUGGUCACUGGUGCUGAGGAUCCUGUGGUGCUGUAUGUGAGCGGGGGUAACACGCAGGUGAUUGCAUAUUCAGAGGGCAAGUACAGGAUUUUUGGGGAGACAAUCGACAUCGCUGUGGGGAACUGCCUGGACCGCUUUGCGCGCGUGAUAAAGGUGUCAAACGAUCCAAGCCCCGGGUACAACAUUGAGCAGCUGGCCAAGAAGGGCAAUCAGCUGGUAGAGCUGCCAUACGUGGUGAAGGGCAUGGACGUGUCAUUCAGCGGCAUCCUCAGCUUCAUCGAGGACGUCGCCAACUCAAAGCUGAAGACGGGGGAGGUCACAAAGGAGGACCUCUGCUUCUCGCUGCAGGAAACCAUCUUUGCCAUGCUAGUUGAAACAACGGAGCGGGCCAUGGCCCAUUGCAACAAGCAAGACGUCCUUAUUGUGGGGGGGGUGGGCUGCAACGAACGAUUACAGGAGAUGAUGAGGAUAAUGGCGUCAGAACGGGGGGGUCGAUUGUACGCUACAGAUGAGCGGUACUGCAUAGACAAUGGCGCAAUGAUUGCGUACACGGGCUUGCUCGCAUUCUCGCAAAACUUGGUUACACCACUUGAAGAUAGCACAUGCACGCAAAGGUUUCGAACGGACGACGUGCAAGCGAUCUGGAGGGAAGCGGAACACAGAAAGGAAAAGCAGAGAGAACACCCUGUCCAGAAUGGAUCCAACUAAACGAAUCAGAACGACUUGAACUUCGGGUGGUGCACUACUGGAAACUGAGUUCGCCUCCAAUCUGGACGUGACUAUCGAUGAAUAUCUAAGUAGGUGAACUGACAUGUGGUGAACGUCUAUUGUCAAAACAGUUAGAGCGUUUCUGGUCAAAACCGGCCUCGAUUAGAUUCUCAUGCAUGCACCCAAUAGAACAUGUUUGUGUAACGGUUGCCGCUGCGCCCUUGUUCUUAUGUGCUCUGGCUAGUCACAACCCCCGUGUAAGAACAACAAAAAAAACGGCGUGCCCCCAUUGAAGG